Lottia gigantea (owl limpet) is the source of this 300-nucleotide messenger RNA. RefSeq lists its product as hypothetical. Lineage: Eukaryota; Metazoa; Mollusca; Gastropoda; Lottiidae. The transcript has 3 exons. The record is from RefSeq and is a predicted model, not a curated record. The annotation marks the transcript as partial.
GAUAGUGGUAUAUUGAGAUUUCUGUAUAAGAGAGAUAGUGGUAUAUUGAGAUUUCUAUGUUUGUAUAAGAGAGAUAGUGAUAUAAUGAGAUGUCUGUAUCAGAGAGAUAGUGGUAUAUUGGGAGGUCUGUUUCAGAGAGAUAGUGGUAUAUUGAAAUGUCUGUAUUAUAGAGAUAAUAGUGGUAUAUUGAGAUUUCUGUAUAAGAGAGAUAGUGGUAUAUUGGGAGGUCUGUUUCAGAGAGAUAGUGGUAUAUUGAAAUGUCUGUAUUAUAGAGAUAGUGGUAUAUUGAGAUGUCUGUAA